AUGCAGUCAUUCUUCAACAAGCCAUCCUGGGCGACUGUAGACGGAGGUACUGGGAACGAGUUUUACCGACGAUCCAAGCAAACUUAUUCAGAUAUCAUCGCGGCUAACCAAGAAGCCCGAAAGGUACAGCAGAAAGAGGAAAAGGAAUCUGAGAGUCACAGUAUUGUCUUUGUCGAGGAGACCGCACGCUCUAAGCGACCUAGAUUAUCCGAAGAGAUCAAAAGAGUCAACCCCGAGACCGAAACAAAGGUGCAUACGGACAGUGAUGGCUUAUCAAAUGACCAAAACGAGAUAAUGGACAGUGAUCAGCCCACCCCGCACCACUCAGAAUGGCCAGCAAGUGCCCGGAGAAACGAUCAUGAUUGCUAUGCUGCUCCUGCUGACACGCCCGUCCCUUGUAAUCAUCACACCCCUUCGGACCAGAUUGGUCAUCCAUCACUACGCAAACCAACAACAAGGCACCCUUGGUCGGGCUCUACAUUAAGCGGAGGGGAGCAGCGAUCCAUAUCGGAGAAGCCUCAAUCGCAUCCAGUUCAAUCUCCAGUUUCUCAAAAGCUGUCAUCGGCUCUCCCAUCAAACAGUGAGCUGGUUGUCCGGAUUCUCGUCACAUCGGAUAUUCCAAAUACCAAGCCUUUUAUCUUCAGCCGCAAAUUGUCUCAAGGGUUACGGCAAGUUCGUUUGGAAUGGUGUAAGCGCCAGGGUCUUACUGAUGAGGCCACGGCGGCCAUAUAUCUGACAUGGCGAGGUCGGCGACUGUUCGAUGUAACCACUUGCAGAAGCCUAGGAAUUCAGAACGAGAAGAGCCGGGUAUCCCAGGCCACGGAAGACGAUAUGUCUGAAGAGCAGAAGGAAUUGCGCAUACAUAUGGAGGCUGUUACAGAUGAUCCUUCCCUCCUUGGCUGUCAAUAUUCCCUUCCAAUUGACGCUGGGCGCUGGUCCUCCCCUCCACCCCAUUCUGACGCUGGCCUGCAAAAAGACGAAGGAAACAAGCCUUUGAAAAUUGUUCUUCGAAGUCCAGGACUCAACGAUUUACGGAUCAAAGCAAGACCAAAAACACCGGUGUCGAAACUCAUCUCCGCUUUUCGGGAAAAACACUCUAUUGGAGCGGAUUACCAAGUGUCGCUCUCAUUUGAUGGCGAUCGACUGGAACCUCACACAUGCCUCGAAGAAAAUGAUAUCGCCGAUUUAGACAUGGUUGAGGUGCAGCUCAAACCGCAAACCUAG
Molecule: messenger RNA, 1224 nt
Organism: Penicillium chermesinum
Lineage: Eukaryota; Fungi; Ascomycota; Eurotiomycetes; Eurotiales; Aspergillaceae
Product: small ubiquitin-related modifier domain-containing protein
Exons: 1
Coding region: 1-1224 (407 amino acids)
Source: RefSeq, a predicted model, not a curated record